Suricata suricatta (meerkat) is the source of this 1344-nucleotide messenger RNA. RefSeq names its product apurinic/apyrimidinic endodeoxyribonuclease 1 (gene APEX1). Bases 153 to 1109 code for a protein of 318 amino acids. Gene Ontology annotation, molecular function: double-stranded DNA 3'-5' DNA exonuclease activity; phosphoric diester hydrolase activity; DNA-(apurinic or apyrimidinic site) endonuclease activity. Gene Ontology annotation, biological process: base-excision repair. The record is from RefSeq and is a predicted model, not a curated record. Gene Ontology annotation, cellular component: nucleus. NCBI's taxonomy places the organism in Eukaryota, Metazoa, Chordata, Mammalia, Carnivora, Herpestidae. The transcript has 5 exons.
CUCCGCCUCAGGCGGCCCAUCUCAGAUCACGUGACCACUCCAGAUACCCACGUGGGGGCACAGCGUGCACGAAUUCUUUGUGCUCGGGGAACGCGGUAAAAAUACUUCGUCGGGCGACGUGGUACGGGCUCAGAAGGGCUUUCGCUAUAGUGAUGCCGAAGCGUGGGAAAAAGGGAGCUGUGGCAGAAGACGGGGAAGAGCCCAAGAUUGAGCCAGAAGCCAAGAAGAGUAAGGUUGGAGCAAAGAAAAACGAAAAAGAGGCAGCAGGAGAAGGGCCGGUCCUGUAUGAGGACCCCCCAGAUAAGAAAACCUCACCCAGCGGUAAAUCGGCUACGCUCAAGAUCUGCUCUUGGAAUGUGGAUGGGCUUCGAGCCUGGAUUAAAAAGAAAGGUUUAGAUUGGGUAAAGGAAGAAGCCCCAGAUAUCCUGUGCCUCCAAGAGACCAAAUGUUCAGAGAACAAACUACCAGCUGAACUUCAAGAGUUGUCUGGACUGUCCCAUCAGUACUGGUCAGCUCCUUCAGACAAGGAAGGGUACAGUGGUGUGGGCCUGCUUUCCCGCCAGUGCCCACUCAAAGUCUCCUAUGGCAUUGGUGAGGAGGAACAUGAUCAGGAAGGCCGAGUGAUUGUGGCUGAAUUUGACGCAUUUGUGCUGGUAACAGCCUAUGUACCUAAUGCAGGCCGAGGUCUGGUCCGCUUGGAGUACCGGCAGCGCUGGGAUGAAGCCUUCCGCAAGUUCCUGAAGGGCCUGGCUUCCCGCAAGCCCCUUGUGCUAUGUGGGGACCUCAAUGUGGCUCAUGAAGAAAUCGACCUUCGCAACCCCAAGGGAAACAAAAAGAAUGCUGGCUUCACUCCACAGGAGCGUCAAGGCUUUGGGGAAUUAUUAGAGGCUGUGCCUCUGGCUGACAGUUUCCGGCACCUUUACCCCAACACGGCCUAUGCAUAUACCUUUUGGACCUACAUGAUGAAUGCUCGAUCCAAAAAUGUUGGUUGGCGCCUUGAUUACUUUUUGUUGUCUCACUCUCUGUUACCUGCAUUGUGUGACAGCAAGAUCCGUUCCAAGGCCCUGGGCAGUGACCACUGUCCUAUCACCCUGUACCUAGCACUGUGACACCUCCCCUAAAUUACUUUAAGCUGGGGGAAAUAAGCCCCUCAAGCUAGCUUUAAAACUUAACCUCCCCAAACUUCUUUAAAAACUGCUCUUUAAAGAAAUCUGCCUUCAACCAGGCUCCUAGUAACACUUAGGUUUCCUUUAAAACCCCCCCCUUUUUUUUUUACACAUUAAACAAAAGCUACUGAUGACUUUCUUUGAACUGUCCACAUGAAAAUAAAGAGCCAUAGUUUCA